This is a messenger RNA of Rhodamnia argentea, 1094 nucleotides long. Its product is annotated as agamous-like MADS-box protein AGL12. Bases 261 to 881 code for a protein of 206 amino acids. The transcript has 7 exons. Gene Ontology annotation, biological process: positive regulation of transcription by RNA polymerase II. Gene Ontology annotation, cellular component: nucleus. Lineage: Eukaryota; Viridiplantae; Streptophyta; Magnoliopsida; Myrtales; Myrtaceae. Gene Ontology annotation, molecular function: protein dimerization activity; RNA polymerase II cis-regulatory region sequence-specific DNA binding; DNA-binding transcription factor activity, RNA polymerase II-specific. The record is from RefSeq and is a predicted model, not a curated record.
AACCUGGCGAAGAUGAAGGUCAGUUUUGUUUCCCGAGUCCAGAAACAAAGGAAACAACAAAAUCAUGCAGCAACCAGAAGCUAGUUCAAACUAGUGGAAGGUUGUUUGCACUCCCAGUACUUUCGUUAAAGCCACCCCCAAGAAAAGCCAGAAAAAACACACCGCAGAAAUUACAGCGAUCGUCCUCGUCGAGACGAGCUUGUUGAUAUCUGAAUCGAAAGAGGUUUUUCGGACGUAGAUCCCUCUCUCUCUUGGCGAACAUGGCUCGCGGGAAGGUUCAGAUGAAGCGGAUUGAGAACCCGGUGCACCGGCAGGUCACCUUCUGCAAGCGCCGCGCGGGGCUCCUCAAGAAGGCCAAGGAGCUUUCUGUUCUCUGUGACGCUGACAUCGGCCUCUUCAUCUUCUCCCCCCAUGGCAAGCUUUAUGAGCUCGCCACCAAAGGAACCAUGAAAGGGCUGAUCGAGAGGUACAUGAAGACCACCCAAGGCCAAGCUGCUCAGGCUGAGGAAGCCACUCCGAGCCAACCAUUGGACGCCAAAGAAGAGAUUAACAUAUUGAAGCAAGAGAUCGAAGUACUUCGAAAGGGUCCCGGGUACAUGUUUGGAGGAGGAGCUGGUAACAUGACACUGGACGAGUUAGAUGUUCUUGAGAAACAACUCGAGAUUUGGAUUUACCACACUCGCUCAACAAAGAUGGAUAUCAUGUUUCAAGAGAUCCAGCUGUUGAGGAACAAGGAAGGGGUACUGAAAGCUGCAAAUCAGUAUCUUCAGGAAAAGGUAGAGGAGAACACUGCGAUUACUAACGUUGUGCCAAUGACCACUAACUAUACUUACCCACUAACUAUACAGAACGAAUUAUUUCAAGAUCUCCUAUUGGUUUAGCCCUCCUCUAGGUGGAGUGGCACUAGGGUACUUUAGCAGUAAAAGGAAGGGUUUGACCGUUGCCUUGCCCCAAGUGUUGUUAGGCAAAUAAGUAUGUUCAAGUGCUGUUGUGAGUCCUUGAAUUGGCUACUCUUUUUUUGUGGGUUCUUGUCACCUGGCUUGUAUGGGACAAUUUGUGUUGUACUAUUGUUAAUGGGUUUGUGCUCUUUGGUA